AUGGAAUGGAAGGUAGUAUUUCUGCUUAUUUCUUUCACAUGUCAUCAUGUUUCUGCUCAGCUUUAUUACUCAAUAGAUGAAGAAAUAAAGCAAGGUACUGCAAUAGGAAAUAUAGCAAAGGAUCUAGGACUGAAUAUAAGAGAACUAUCAUUGAGGAAAUUUCAUAUUGUUUCAAGGGGUAAAAUGCAAUAUUUCAAUGUGAAUUUAGAAAAUGGAGAUUUGUAUGUUGUAGAAAGAAUAGACAGAGAAGAAAUAUGCGGAAUUAAGCAAAUUUGUUUAUUGGGCUUUGAGGCUGUCAUUGAAAAUCCAUUGCAUUUAUAUACAAUUAAAGUGGAAAUACAGGAUGUAAAUGACAAUGAACCAAGCUUUUCCAAAAACUAUUUUGACAUAGUGAUCAGCGAAUCUGCUUUACCUAGGGUCCGUCUAAACUUAAUUAAUGCACAAGAUCCUGAUCUAGGAACUAACUCUGUACAAGAUUAUAAAAUUGAUGAAAGUGAAUGCUUCUCCUUGGGAAUAAAAGUCAACAAUGAAGGAAUUAAAUCUCCUGAACUUAUUCUUGAAAAGCCACUGGACAGGGAACGACAAGAUGUUUAUGAACUCAUUGUAACAGCUCUUGAUGGGGGAAAACCUCCCAAAACUGGCACCACAGUCAUAAAAAUCAUUGUUCUAGAUGUCAAUGAUAAUUUUCCCAAAUUUAGUAAGGACACUUAUAAAAUAAGUUUAAGUGAAAAUGCUCCUCUUGGUUUUAUAGUUCUCCAGCUGAAUGCAAUGGAUGAAGAUGAAGAUUUAAAUGCCCAAAUCACAUAUUCCUUUCAAGAUGUUUCUGACACUGUGUAUUCAAAAUUUCAUUUAGAUCCAGUGAAUGGAACUAUUAGUAUAAUAGGAGACAUUGAUUUUGAGGUUACAGACAGAUAUGAGUUAACCGUAGAAGCUAAAGAUAACGGAGGCCUUGCAGAUCAUUGCAAAAUCAUCAUUGACAUUACUGAUAAAAAUGACAAUGCUCCUGAAAUCACCAUAACAUCUUUCUCAGCAACAAUUCCAGAGGAUUCUCCACCAUCUACAAUCAUUGCAUUAAUACAUGUGCAUGAUUUAGACAGUGGGCAGAAUGAAGAGGUGGUAUGUGAAAUUUCUGAAAACAUACCAUUUCAAUUAAUAUUAUCCUCUGCUAAUUAUUAUAAACUGGUAUCUAUUGGAAAUGUUGAUCGAGAGAGAAUAUCUUUCUAUAACUUAACCAUUAUGGCUAUGGAUAAUGGAUCACCUCAGCUAUCCACCAAUAAAACUAUUCAGCUGAAUAUUUCUGAUGUAAAUGAUAACCCACCUGCCUUUGAGAAGAAAAUGUAUAUAGUCUAUGUACAUGAAAAUAAUCCACAAGGGACUUCAAUACAUAGUAUUCAUGCAUCAGAUCGCGAUAUAAAUGAAAAUGCCAAAAUAACUUACUUUGUUAUUAGUACCAACAUAGAUGGUAUUCCAGUCUCAUCAUAUGUUUCCAUAAACUCAGUGUCUGGAGUAAUUUAUGCUCAGAGAUCUUUUGACUAUGAACAGUUGCGGGAAUUUCAGUUCCAGGUGAUGGCUAAAGACAGUGGAUCUCCUCCUCUAAGCAGUAAUGUCACAGUGAGGAUAUGUAUCAUUGAUAAGAAUGAUAAUGCUCCUAAGAUUCUCUACCCAUCACCAGACACGGAGGGAUCAGCAUUAUUUGAGUUUAUUCCUCACUCUGCUGAGAAAGGUUAUCUGGUCACCAAAGUGAUUGCAGUGGACGCUGACUCUGGACACAAUGCCUGGCUUUCCUAUCACUUACUACAAGUUCCUGAUUCAUCUUUAUUCACCAUUGGCCAAUAUACAGGUGAAAUCAGAAUAACGAGAGAUCUUCUAGAUAGGGAAUCUUUAAGGCAAAAAAUGGUGGUUUUUGCAAAAGACCAUGGAGUUCCAUCCUUAUCAUCUACAGUUACUCUGAACUUCAUAGUUGCAGAAAACUUUCAGCAAGCUGUACCAGAGAUAAUACAUCAACCCAGUAAUUCAGAUUCUUCAUCUAACAUAACUUUCUACCUAGUCGUUUCCAUUGCUUUUAUUUCUUUUAUAUUCAUCAUUAUAGUGAUGAUCAUAGUAAUUUCUAAAUGCAGAAAAUCAAAUGUACCAUUAACUUUUGGAAAUCUUAGUGGAAAUGUGUAUCCUCAGUUCACCCUGGGAUAUCCUUCUGAGAUCAGUGAUACAAGUCUACCUUUCCCAUUCUCAUACGAUGUGUGUGUGACUCUGGACUCAAAGCAAAAUGAAAUUGCUUAUCUGAAACCAGUGCAGAAUGUCCCCACAGAGAAUCUCAUAGACACUGAUGAUUCAACAGUAGAAAAUGAUCAACUAGCCAGGUUGUCAGAUGCUGGCACACAACAGGUAAGAGGAAAGUAUCUAAGUGUAUAA
Molecule: messenger RNA, 2409 nt
Organism: Bufo bufo (common toad)
Lineage: Eukaryota; Metazoa; Chordata; Amphibia; Anura; Bufonidae
Product: protocadherin gamma-B1-like
Exons: 1
Coding region: 1-2409 (802 amino acids)
Biological process (GO): homophilic cell-cell adhesion
Cellular component (GO): plasma membrane
Molecular function (GO): calcium ion binding
Source: RefSeq, a predicted model, not a curated record